UUUCCUCGGGAAAAGACGGUUGUGGAAACGAUGGCUCCGGCAGGGCAGGAAGAAGAAUGUGUCAGCGGAGCUCAGGUCAUCGCGGAAGCGCUGAAGGUGCAAAACAUCGAAUAUAUGUUUGGCAUUGUUGGUGUUCCAGUGAUCGAAGUAGCAGUUGCUGCUCAAGCAAGUGGAAUUAAAUAUAUUGGAAUGCGCAAUGAACAAGCUGCUGCCUAUGCUGCCUCUGCAGUUGGGUAUCUGACGGGCAGGCCUGGCGUGUGCCUUGUAGUUUCUGGUCCUGGCCUCAUACAUGCUCUAGGUGGAAUGGCAAAUGCAAACAUGAAUUGCUGGCCUUUGAUUGUUAUUGGAGGUUCCUCAGACAGAAAUCAAGAAACGAUGGGAGCUUUCCAAGAAUUUCCGCAGGUUGAAGCUUGUCGGCUGUACAGCAAAUUUUCCGCCAGACCCAGCAGUCUUGAAGAUAUUCCUGCUGUGAUUGAGAAGGCUGUCAGAAAUAGCAUCUACGGUCGCCCAGGUGCCUGUUACCUUGACAUACCAGGAGACUUUGUAAAUAUGCAGGUGAAGAAGAGCUCUGUCAAAUACAUCGAGUGCUGCUCAGCACCUCCCAUCAGCAUGGCUGAAGUGGCCGCUGUUUCCAGGGCGGCUUCAUUCAUUGCACAUUCCAGAAAACCACUCCUAAUUAUUGGCAAAGGUGCUGCUUAUGCACAUGCUGAAAACAGCAUCAGAAAGUUGGUGGACCAAUGUGGGCUUCCAUUUUUGCCUACACCAAUGGGGAAGGGAGUAGUUCCUGACAACCAUCCAUACUGUGUGGCUGCAGCCAGAUCUAGGGCACUGCAGGGGGCUGAUGUCAUAAUAUUACUGGGUGCCAGACUGAAUUGGAUUCUACACUUUGGUCUUCCUCCAAGAUUUCGGUCAGAUGUAAAGAUUAUCCAGGUAGACAUUUGUGCAGAAGAGCUGGGGAAUAACGUGAAACCCGCUGCAGCCUUACUGGGUGACGUGAAAGCAGUGACGGAGCAGCUUUUUGAUCAGCUGAACAAAAUGUCUUGGAAAUAUCCUUCUAGCGCAGAGUGGUGGAAAGAACUACGGGCAAAAAUGAAAAGCAACGAGGAAGCAUCCAAGGCAUUAUCACUACGCAAGCAUCUGCCAAUGAAUUACUAUCAAGUAUUCCACCAUGUCAGGGAACUUCUGCCAAAGGACUGCAUUCUGGUUAGCGAGGGAGCAAACACUAUGGACAUUGGGCGCACUAUGCUUCCAAAUUAUCAUCCCCGCCACAGGCUUGAUGCUGGUACCUUUGGCACCAUGGGAGUUGGGCUAGGUUUUGCAGUAGCAGCUGCUAUGGUUACUAAAGACCGUAAUCCUGAGCAACGUGUCGUCUGUAUAGAAGGAGACAGUGCCUUUGGAUUCUCUGGCAUGGAGGUAGAGACCAUCUGCAGAUAUCAUUUGCCGAUCGUCAUUAUCGUAGUCAAUAACAAUGGGAUAUACAGUGGCUUGGAUCAAGAUACGUGGAAGGAAAUCUUGAAGCUGGGAGAACCUUUUGUAUGCAUUCCUCCAGUGUCUCUAUUGCCAAACGCUCACUAUGAGCAGAUUAUGUCUGCCUUUGGUGGCAAAGGGUACUUUGUGCAGACACCAGAGGAACUGCAAGCUGCCCUGAAAACAAGCCUGGCGGGAAAGGAUGUGCCUUCCCUCAUCAAUGUCAUGAUCGAUCCACAGUCAGACAGGAAGCAGCAAGAUUUUCAUUGGUUGACCCGUUCGAACAUGUAGCAGAAGCUGCAAGGACUGGAAGACAUCAGCAGAAGACCGCUGAACUAAAGCGAAUGAACGUUCCGAUUCACACUAAUUCUUCAUGUAAUUUGAGGGUCACAUUUAAAGUAUUGGUAAUAUAGAUUGGGGGAGGGGGCUUUUUUUGGCUCCAUGGACCAGAUUUGACAGGUGGGUGGGUGUCAUAUGGUGUUGUUAUGAUAUCACAUGAUUGACAGGUGGGCGGCCCUGCCCACGUUUCAAAAUCCCCCGCUAAAUGAGCGGGGAGGUACUUCAGAGAGCGGUUUGCGAAACAGCUCACGUCCUCCCUGGCAAUUGGCUAUACUGGCUGGGACUGAUCAGGCUUGGAGUUCCAGAGCAUCGGAAGAGCCCUUGCUUCCCCAGCCCUGUUUCAAAAGGCUGAGAGCAACCAUAGUGCUGCACUAUAUGUGCUUUUCCGUACAGUGCAAUUUCAGCGCUGUUGCGGCUGCAUUUAGGGCCUCGUGUCGACAUUCAUGGCAUCCACGUUGCAACAAAUUCCACCUUGGAAGCUGGACUUUUUUUGUUGAAGUUCAGGUGUAAAAACACCUACAACUGAGGUGUCAACAAACAGUAAUUUAGUUUAAAACAAAUUCAGAGUCUGUGCGCGGGUUAAAUAAAAGCCACUGAGCCUGGUUCUGAAUUUCAGUGUGCAUUUACAUUAUGGCAGUAAAUGGACAUAGUGUGAUGAGUUCUGAAUAUAUAAAGCUGCUCAACCAUUUUUAAUAGCUUCCUAUACCUGAUAUCCACCCACUUUUGAAAAAUCAGCAUUCUGUAUAAUUCAUUUUGAAAACAAAUGUUUGUUUAAUCAGUGCCUUCAUAAAACCACCAGAGGGCACCCUUCAUUCACGAUUCUUUGUUCCAUAACUAUGUACUAUGCAAAACUUGGAUUCCCCCCCCCCCCCAAUGGAAUUUUUCAGUGUUUUAUUGGGUAGGGAAACUGCUGAAUUAUAAUUGAGCCAUUUCAUAAGUGGUUUUGAAAAUAUGUCAGUAGCUGAUAAAAUAUUGAACAAAGUAUCAGCAUACCAAAUACAGAAUUUUAAAUAGUG
Podarcis muralis (Common wall lizard) is the source of this 2822-nucleotide messenger RNA. It is a transcript of the gene HACL1, whose product is annotated as 2-hydroxyacyl-CoA lyase 1. Gene Ontology annotation, cellular component: peroxisome. NCBI's taxonomy places the organism in Eukaryota, Metazoa, Chordata, Lepidosauria, Squamata, Lacertidae. Gene Ontology annotation, molecular function: catalytic activity; thiamine pyrophosphate binding; magnesium ion binding. Gene Ontology annotation, biological process: fatty acid alpha-oxidation. The record is from RefSeq and is a predicted model, not a curated record.